UCUAUCGACGCCGCCCCAGGCAAACACCUCACUCAGGCAUUGUCGCCGUGCUGGCCAUGGCACUGGCAACACUUGCCGGCGGGUGGCUGGUCAAGCGCUUUCGGCUGGAACCUCGAGGAGUGAUGGUGUUGGUGCUCAGCUGCGCUAUCGUGUGGUCGCUAGGCAACCUCAUACUCAUGGGCAUCGGCUGCCCCAACGUGCGCUGGGCAGGAACCAUCGAAAACAACAUGCUGGACGUGAGGACGAACUGCACGGCUGAAUGCAGCUGCACGUCUGCUCGCUUCAGCCCCGUCUGCGGAGACAUGACGACCUUCUUCUCUCCCUGUCACGCCGGAUGCACGGAGCAGUCAGCCGACAGCAAGACCUAUAACUCGUGCGCGUGCGUGGAGUCGGGCUGGGCGCAGCGGGACACGUGUGAGUCGCACUGCGAUAGUCACGUCUCCUUCAUCGUCAUCCUGUUCUUCCUCGUCUUCUACGUCAACCUGAGGAACACGGGUCACAUGAUGAUCACAAUCAGGUGUGUCGAUAAGGAUCAUAAAGACAUAGCCCUGGGAGUGGCACAAGUCUGCACAGGUUUGAUAGGCGUCAUACCGGGCCCCGUGCUCUACGCGACGGCGAUCGACACCGCGUGCGAGCUGUUCGCCGACAACUGCGGCCAGCAGGGGCACUGCCUCGUCUACGACAACGAGCGCUUCCGCUUCCUCUACCACGGCAUCUCGGCGGCGAUCGGCGUCGUGCCCAUCGCCGCUUACGCCGUCGUGCUCGUGAAAUGCCGCGACAUGCGCUUCGACGAGAACCACGCGAACAGCCUCGCGGCGGCGGCGGCCGCAGCGGAUGCGGACGCGCGCCGCGAGACGGUGAUGUCGCAGUACGAGUCGUCUGUAUGACACAGCGCCACCUCGUGUAGACGUUCGUAAUUAUUUAACCGCGGCGGGCGGGGGACAGAGCUGGGAGAGUCGCGCGUGCAGGGGAGGGGGGGGGGGGGGGGUUCAUUUGCAAGUGAGAGUAGCAGUAUGAGAUGUGGUGUGUGAAUAAGGUAGGCAGGUGUGGCAUGUAUGAUAUAUGGUAUAUACUUAUGGUGUGACCAUUCGUGUCUACGUAUGGUGUGACCAUUCGUGUCUAGGUAUGGUGUGACCAUUCGUGUCUACGUAUGGUGUGACCAUUCGUGUCUAGGUAUGGUGUGACCAUUCGUGUCUACGUAUGGUGUGAUCAUUCAUGUCUUCGUAAUCGAAAUACACAUGUAUUUGCCUUCUGAGAUGAAAGGCAUAAUCAACAUAAGGCUAUACCGAAUCUUUCAAUCAAUGAAAAAGCUUGGCAGUAGAUUAUAAAUACCUAACCUCAUGGCCUUGUUUGUUAAUUGACACCACGGCAUAGUUUGACUUUCUGUUCGAAUCCUGGCACAUCUCAUUUUAGGUCUGCUCUUGCGUGUGUCUGUCUCCCAGCGCUGUUCGCCACUUGUCCACUAGGUGGAGUUGUGAUCUGAUAUAUAUGUUGUGUUUAAAUCUGUACAGUCAUGAUAUGGAGCAUUACCCACGGGCACCCUACUAGUGUGAUGUAUUCCAACAUACUUGAAGGGCUAUUUUUGCAUAAUAAAGAACAUUUUCUAGCCUUGUGAUAUUUUUAGCGCAAGGAAUAUAUCACAUCUGUAGGCUUUUAAAAAUUUGAUUAUUGUCCGCGUUCUUAGCGCUGACAGAUAUCUAAACAUUAGUCUGUAAAAUAUUUUACAUUGUAAAUACUGUAUGUUAACGAGAGAGCUUGCAGUAUUAUAUAUUUUUAGCAACGAAUAUAUUUCUUUUUACUAUCAUGGUGAUUGGUUCUACCCCUAAAUCAUGUUCAAUGUAAGAGAUUGUCUAUACGUACCUCAGAAGCUUGACGAAAGUGUUUUUAUUGCGUGGUUUUAUGUUGAAUACGAAUCUCAUGUCAGACGUCACGUCUGCCGGGUAUCAUAAAAGUUGUGGCUGUGAAUUUGUAGUAGUUGUCAAAACCGACGUUAGUGUAUUGCAAUAGUGCCUGGCAACAUUUGCCGUUGCUUUUCUCCCCGCUACACUGCUCUAUUGCUUACAGUAAGUAACCAUGACAGGUGAACACAUGGGUACUAUUCGAUAUUUCAUGGCGCUGCGGGACAUACAUUGCGCGUGUCCACUGUUAAAGUCAGUGGCGCGUCAUCACAUCGUGAGUAGCAUACACCGUGACGUCACGUUUACAUACUCUUCGCAGCAUCUUGCAUGUAAAUUAUAACGUGCACUCGAUUUUUUUAGAACCAUGUGUGCGAUCGAUAUACAGUUUAUAUUGUUGUGCACAUGUGCAUAGCUGCUGAAAUAUGUGAAUAUUCUCCGUCCCUCCCAACUUUUAGUGUUUUUCGGUUUGUGUCUCGAAGUUGUAAAUUGUGCGUGUGUGCUCAUCUGUCACUGAUGGCUACAUUUCAACUAUGUAAAUUAAUUUUUAGUAGUAGCUGUGUGUAUAUCUUAGAGGCGGCGGGCGCCUGCCACCGUUGGUUACUGCGUAGAAAACGUGUUUUGUAAAUAAUGGUCGUGAUAGUCGUACGCUGUAUAUAAUAGAGCUUUAACUUAUAAACAUUUUCUAAAAAAAAAACACUUGCCUGACCACGAGUCGCAGUGACGCAAGUCAAGAAGCAACUAAACAUGACCGCAUCGCAGCAUAUAGUAUUGCUGUGGAUCCCCCCUACGUCGUCGGUAUUUCGUCUCACGUUAGUUACAGGGAUUAAAACGAAUCUCAACCGAUUGUUCCUCAUUCGAGGGAGUUCCCUAACAUUGUUAGUUAUGUGCGUAGCAGUGUAGCACAACAUCAGGCGUGUAUAAUAUAGACGAUAUAUAUAUAUAUAUAUAUAUAUAUAUUUAUUUUCUAUAGCUUCUAGUAUCAGUUGUUCUAAGUGCAUUAGGAUGCUCUUGGAAGAGGUUCUGAGCCAAUCAUCACAAGCCAAGCAUCACAAGGCAGCAAGGCAAGCAUCACAAGGCAAUUUUCACUCGCCUGAAUUUGCAUCGCUGCAAUAUAUAUAUAUAUAUAUAUAUAUAUAUAUAUAUAUAUAUAUAUAUAUAUAGCAAUAGUCUAUAUUAUACACUCCUGACAAUACGAUGCUUCUAAUCAUGAUAAUGCCGGUGUUCGCCGUUCUCCUGAUAUAAUUAUCUGUGUGACCCCAGGUACCCUGGUGAGAAUAAUUCUACGACAACUACUGAUGAUCUGUAUGCGAGUGCAUUGAUUAAUAUAAGUGGCAUAGCGAAUUGGGUUCGCUGUGAGAGACGCGUCAUAACUGCUUCUUAUUACAGUAGAAAUACCGUCUAAGAUAUUGAUAAUAAUACUCGAUUCUGUAAACGGAUCUACGAUGUAAUUUCUCGGUCGAUGAUGAUCACACAUGAACGAACUUGCUUUCCUAAUCUUGCUUUAAGCGUAAAAAACCCAAUUCGAACUUCGGCAAGAAAUGUUAGGCUACGGUUUGUUGGUACUUGUAGUGUUCUAUGCUUAACCUGCGUGGCAUGACAGACACUCCUGACGACAUUUCUCUAGUGUAGCAAUAUGUUUGACAACAGGACAUUAUCGUUCAGUGAUGGUGUGACAGUGUAUAAUAAAUCGUAGCAACUACUAACCCCACCUGGAGGUCCGUUGAUAAUAAGCAAGACGUCUCGCUGAAAUUGUGUAGUAGUGACGUGAUGAAAAUACUUUCUGUUCGUGACUCUGGUUUAGGUUGGAAAUGUGUGAGUGAGCGUAUAGAUAUAGCACUCGAUGAAAUUUAAAUUUGUAAGAUAAAAUUUUUAAUAAAUUUUAAAAUAUGAUCA
Molecule: messenger RNA, 3791 nt
Organism: Priapulus caudatus
Lineage: Eukaryota; Metazoa; Priapulida; Priapulimorpha; Priapulimorphida; Priapulidae
Product: solute carrier organic anion transporter family member 4A1-like
Exons: 6
Coding region: 57-887 (276 amino acids)
Biological process (GO): transmembrane transport; sodium-independent organic anion transport
Cellular component (GO): membrane
Molecular function (GO): protein binding
Source: RefSeq, a predicted model, not a curated record